UGUUCCGUCCCAUUUGGGCGCGUACCUCAGCGGUACUCAGUCUGCCCUUCCGCCGCCUUCGAAGUGCCCCUCGACAACCAUCCGAAUGUCACUCGGUAGCCAUCCGAGGGUUCUCAGCCGCCCAAUUACCCUCGCCGGUCCUCUGUGCCCCUCUAUAGCCUUCUAUGUCCCUCGGACUCCCUUCGGCACCCUUCGUAUAGCGAUCUCCACGCGCGACGCCUACGAAAGAACCAGGCAUGGGCGGCUCUUACGGCCCUUGCCUUGUGGUAGAUCUCCCGCCGGCACUUCCAUCCCUUAGGUCCCUUUUCGGCGCCCCAGAGAUCGCGUCGGUACCUCUCAACAACCCCGGC
Schizophyllum commune H4-8 is the source of this 350-nucleotide messenger RNA. RefSeq lists its product as uncharacterized. Bases 86 to 298 code for a protein of 70 amino acids. The transcript has a single exon. The record is from RefSeq and is a predicted model, not a curated record. NCBI's taxonomy places the organism in Eukaryota, Fungi, Basidiomycota, Agaricomycetes, Agaricales, Schizophyllaceae.